AUGAAUUCACAAAACGCUGCAAUUCGUAUUUUCAGAGUAAUGUAUCUCAUCUACACUAUUUGGGUGCUUGCAUUUUUCCCUUCAUUGUAUAUAGGUCUACAGUUCAAACGGGUUGUACCGGAUUUUUGUGGUUACAACAGAGAGCUCAAUAGUCAACGAGGCAGUUGUGAUUACGUUACCAGUCAAAACAUACCAUUUCGGUAUCCUUUUGAGCUUACCAUGGUCGUCACAUUUGUCUUACCACUGAUCUUUAUUGUCUACUGCUAUGUUCGUAUACUGGCGAGUCUCAACGAGAUGGCUCGGGCCACACGUGUACACGUACCAAUCGAUUCCACUAAUAGUACAGACUCGUCUCAUCCCAGUAUCUUGUACGUUCACACCAAAAACUUUGCACCACCAAAAAGUCAACAAGCACAACGAAUGGUUAUGAAAAUGCUCUCUACUGUUACUGCUGUAUUCUUCGUAUGCUAUCUACCAUAUCAUGUUGAACGGUUAAUAGUACAAUACACGAAACAACAGUGUGAUAGUUCCAUGUUUUGUCUGCUUCUUUAUCCCAUUACAGGUCUCCUACAGUACAUCUCGGCAACGCUUAAUCCGAUAUUUUACAACCUUAUGUCGACACGAUUUCGAACGGCAUUCACUCAACUUCUUCAUCAAAUUCUACCAAAACGUGAGCGAAAUUACGGCACUAUAGCUCGAAUGUAA
Messenger RNA from Cooperia oncophora, 705 nucleotides. NCBI's taxonomy places the organism in Eukaryota, Metazoa, Nematoda, Chromadorea, Rhabditida, Trichostrongylidae. The record is from the annotation of a GenBank genome assembly.